Messenger RNA from Didymodactylos carnosus, 1125 nucleotides. The record is from the annotation of a GenBank genome assembly. NCBI's taxonomy places the organism in Eukaryota, Metazoa, Rotifera, Eurotatoria, Philodinida, Philodinidae.
AUGGACACAGUCACAACGAAUGCCACUAAUACUCAAGACGUUUGGAUAAUAUUAGGAUCAUUUUAUAAAGUUAUUUAUCGUGGCUAUUUUUCAUUUCUUAUUGUUUUCGGCACAUCGUUCAAUAUUCUAACAGCCAUUACAUUAUUACGUGCAAAAUUACGGCGUUUUUCAACAUGUCGAUAUAUGGCCGUUUGUUCAUUACUGAAUGUUGGCGUUCUGCUUACAAAUACAUUAUAUAUGACGUUAGUAAUGGGAUGGCAAAUUGAUUUACGCAGUUCAAUAUUAUGGUGUCGCAUUCAUGUUUUCGUAUCACAAUGGUUUCGUGGAUUUGCUUCAUGGAUACUUGUUAUUGUUGCCAUUGAUAGAUACCGACGAUCGAGAAGUUUAAGACCCAGAACACAAUCGAAAAAUCAUAUUGUGACAAUAAGGUGUGUCAUUGCCGGUUUAGCAUUAGUUUUUCCGAAUAUUCAUUAUCUAUUGCUAAUUGGCGGUGUGGUGACAUUGAAAGCUGAUGGUGUAACGUACGAACAUUAUGCAUGUUCGUUUCAUAAAUAUUCAACUAAUCCCAUCCACAGUUGGCUAGCAUCAUCAAAUACAUGGUUGGAAUUAAUCACAAUUAUAUUCAUUCCUAGUAUUUUAACGUUGAUAUUCAAUAUAUUUAUUAUUAAAAAUUCGUUUAUUAGACCAGUGGAAAAUGAACAUUUAAAAUCUCGUUCAAAAACGCGUACACGCCGUGUUACCACCAUGUUAUUAGCAUCCAAUAUCGGAUUUUUGGCACUUGUUUCACCAGCACAAAUAUUUAAUGCAUUAACAUUUGAUCCCAAUUCAAUUAAAUCGCAAGAUAAAUAUUUUUUUUCCUAUAUGAUUAAAGCUCAAAUAUAUCAAUGUUUAAUAAAUACAUAUUAUGCCAUGAACUUUGUUUUCUGUUUUGCAUCAUCAUCUUUUUUUCGACGCGAAAUACGAAAAUUUAUCAAUAGUUCGCGUUUAAGACGAAAAGCCGAAUCAAGUACAAAUAAUAUUAGACAUAAGAAAGUGAAUAGUAAAGAAACAGUUACUGAAACAACAACGAUAUUAGGUGAAAGAAAACGCGCAACAGAAUCAACUAUUGACGCUUUUAAACAUUGA